This is a messenger RNA of Protopolystoma xenopodis, 450 nucleotides long. The record is from the annotation of a GenBank genome assembly. NCBI's taxonomy places the organism in Eukaryota, Metazoa, Platyhelminthes, Monogenea, Polystomatidea, Polystomatidae.
AUGAUGCUACGAACGGCGAGACUCACUGACGAUUCCGACUAUGAUGCCGGCGAAACAGCUGAGAAUGUACCACGUACACGGUCCUACUUUGGAUAUGAUGAUGCAUACAAUGGAUCCGGACAAGAGAUAAUGAAGGACGUUCUACUCCAGUCACAUCCUCAAGAAUUUGCCAGUCAGAAUGAGAACUCGACCUCUGACCCACACAUUUCGAUUUCGAGGUUGCCUGAAAGUACACCGGUCGGUGAAGGAUCUAUUGCCAAACAGCUGCUUACUCAGGCCGUCUGGAAUCCUGGCUUAUCUCAACGUAUGGGUCGUCAAAUAGCCAGUAUGCCAGUGGUAACCUUGGUGAACCUGCCCACUUGGGCUUCUAACAUACGAGGUUUGACAGGUCCAGCAAGCAAGCAAACUAUCGAAUGUAGGCUGAAUCCCCCUCCUUCAACUUCCACCGAG